CACGGAGUGUCAUGUGACACGCUCGGGUCACGUGAUGAGAUGACAGACAAAUAAAGUCCAAUUCAGCAGAGAACAGCGUUAUAUCCACUUCACCGGAUCUGUUUGUGCCUUGGUAUCUUCACUGGCCUCGUGAAAAUACGUGUUACAGCUCGAGAAAAUCGUACAUGGGUUUGCAUCUGAAAAUCUGAAGAGCAUUAGUUUUGUGGAUCAGCAAUCACACACAUAAUGGUGCGUGUGGGUGUCAUAGUGUUAUUAUGUGUGUGUCUGAAUGUGUGUGGCGCUCUGAUUUGUCCUGAUGGAGGGAUGUGUGAAGAUGGAAACACCUGCUGUCAAACUCCGGCAGGAGGAUACGGCUGCUGCCCGCUACCCAACGCAGAAUGCUGCUCCGAUCACUUGCAUUGCUGUUAUCAGGGCACUCUGUGCGACUUGGUACACUCCAAGUGUGUGAACAAGACACACAUUUUAGACUGGGUGGAAAAAGUUGCCACAAAGCAGCAAGCAGUUAUUUGUCCAGAUCAGGAGUCUGAGUGUCCUGACGAUACCACCUGCUGCCAGAUGCCUGAUGGGAGCUGGGGCUGCUGUCCUAUGAAAGAUGCUGUGUGCUGUGAAGAUAAGCAACACUGCUGUCCUCAGGGAACUAAAUGUGACCUCGAGCAUUCAAAGUGUGUGUCGGCAACAUACGGACCCUCCCCACUCUGGAGGAAGUUCGCUGCCCGUCGCAGGAAGCCAUCGGAGAGGAAACCAGUUGCUCCACCUAAAGACUCCAGUGAUAUUAGAGAUGUGAUCUGUCCAGAUAAGAUUUCCACUUGUCUGGAUGAUACAACAUGCUGUCAACUAGAUACCGGAAGUUACGGAUGCUGCCCGAUGCCAAAGGCUGUGUGUUGUUCUGAUCAUGUGCACUGCUGCCCAGAGGCCACGACUUGUGACAUUGCUCAUAGUAUGUGCGUGUCAGCCAAUGGCGUCAUGGUAAAAAUGGCCACUAAGAUCCCAGCCACUUCCCUGAAGCCUGAAGAAGUAGUUCCCUGUAAUGAAACGGUAGCGUGUGCUGGUGGUACCACCUGCUGUAAAACACAAGAAAGCACCUGGGCUUGUUGCCCUUUACCAAAGGCGGUAUGUUGUGAGGACCACAUUCACUGCUGUCCAGAGGACACGGUGUGUAACCUCGUGGCAGGCACCUGUGAUGACCCUGCUGACCUUUCAGUGUCUAUAUCCUGGAUGGCAAAGGUGCCCACUUUUCCAAUAGCUUCAUCCAAUCAGAAAUGUGAUGAGACGUCUUUGUGCCCCGAUGGUUCCACCUGCUGCAGACUCUCAUCUGGAAAAUGGGGCUGCUGCCCUCUGCCACAAGCAGUGUGCUGUGAGGAUCAUCUCCAUUGUUGUCCUCACAAUACUGUGUGUAAUCUGGCCGCCAGCACUUGUGACAGUGCCAACGAUCAGGGUCGUUUUUCUGUGCCUUUGGUGAAGAAGAUCGCCGCAGUGAGCCUGCCGUCACAGAACCAAAACUGUGACGACACUUCACUGUGUCCAACAGGAACAACCUGCUGUAAACUAACCUCGGGGUCAUGGGGCUGCUGUCCUAUGCCACAGGCUGUGUGCUGUGCCGAUCAGGAGCACUGCUGUCCUCAGGGAUGCAAGUGUGACUUGACUCACAAAACCUGUGUACGUCCUGGCCUUCCCAGCAUGCCCUGGUUCAGGAAACAGUCUGCACUAAAGCAGUCCGAUGAUCGUACUCCAGUGGACAGACACAUGUGUGACACUCACACCAGCUGUCCGAAAGACGACACAUGCUGCUUCAUGAACAACCUCGGCAAGUGGGGCUGCUGUCCGCUGCCAAAGGCGGUGUGUUGUAAGGAUGGAGAUCACUGCUGUCCUAACGGCUACACAUGUAAUGAGAAGAAAACAUCCUGCUCUAAAGCCUACCAUGAGAUCCCCUGGUUCACAAAACAAGAGGCCAGGGUCCUAAAGGGGUCCAAGGUGCUGUUUGGAGAUGAAGAUGUGAAGUGCGACUCGACGACCAGCUGUGCAUCUGGUACUACCUGUUGUAAAUUACCAACAGGGCAAUGGGGCUGUUGCCCGCUUGUCAAGGCGGUGUGUUGUGAGGAUCAUGAGCACUGCUGUCCACAGGGCUACACCUGCGACCUCGAGUUUGGAACCUGUGUUAAAGCAUUCGGUUUGCACAGUGUUCCUCUGACACGAUUACAGACACACACUGACACUCGUUCAGAAGAGGAGGUGCUGUGUGACGCAUCCACACGCUGCUCAAAGACACAGAGCUGCUGUAGACUAUCAGACUCCACAUGGGCCUGCUGCCCAUAUAAAGAGGCAGUCUGCUGUGAAGACAUGAAGCACUGUUGCCCUGUGGGAUACAAAUGUGACUCAGAAGUCCAAGGCUGCACUAAAGCCUCCACAUCCAUGUGGUGGGAGAAUGCUCUUUAAAUGAAGAACCAGAGACUGACACUGAACCACAUGCCCAUAACACGCAUAUAUAUCCAUACACACACACACACACACACACACACACACACACACACACACACAAGCUCUCAGACUUGCUACAUGCUGCAUAAAGUGUUGUUUUUAAGAUGCCCUGAUUGCCCUCCUCGGACAAGGGACUAUGGGUCAAGCUUUUUUUAAUGUUUAGUUUUUUACUGGGAUAAAAACGUGCUGAACCUUAUAUUUAGGCAGGAUACAUUGAGAGACUUUUUUUUUUUUGUUUGUUUUUUUUAGUUUUUGAUUUAAAUCAAUUUAUGUUAAAAGGAAACCAGGGCACAUUUCAAAUGCUAGUAAUUCACUUUAUAGGCUGAAGUUCAGUGUUAAAGACAUAUAGAGUGACUGUAGAAGUGAUUUUAGCAGAACUGAAAUUUGCCAAAAACAUCAAAGUGAUAAUUGGAGGCUAAAUGACACAUUAUAAUAUCAUAAAUGUUAGUAGGAUGUUGACUUCGAUAUAUUUUGAAUUAUAUUACCAUGAUUACAAUGACAUACACCAACCGUAAGUAAGAAAAGCUACUGAGAUUCAAAACUGAAUGUCAAAACUUUGUUUGCUUUUUUUUUUUUUUAAUUGUUCCAAGGUGUCUGUGUAUUCCUAAAAAUCUUUCAAAUGGCUGAAAGCAUUCAUAUUCAAAUUCAAGUGUCAUUCUCAACAUUUGCUAUAGGUGCUUUUGUGUUUUGUCUAUUUAUCUCAUUUUAAUAUUUACUGAAGGGUCAAAUUAAUCUAGAUGAUUACCUGUGACAGAAUGAGUUGUUGUUUUUUUUUUUUCUUCCUGUU
This is a messenger RNA of Onychostoma macrolepis, 3262 nucleotides long. It is a transcript of the gene grnb, whose product is annotated as granulin b. NCBI's taxonomy places the organism in Eukaryota, Metazoa, Chordata, Actinopteri, Cypriniformes, Cyprinidae. Bases 226 to 2433 code for a protein of 735 amino acids. Gene Ontology annotation, cellular component: extracellular region. The transcript is spliced from 16 exons. The record is from RefSeq and is a predicted model, not a curated record.